Messenger RNA from Pelodiscus sinensis (Chinese soft-shelled turtle), 7261 nucleotides. The record is from RefSeq and is a predicted model, not a curated record. Lineage: Eukaryota; Metazoa; Chordata; Testudines; Trionychidae.
CCAGGAUCAGCUCUAGAGUUCUAAAGCGGGGCUGUUGGGGAUCCCAACUGUCACCUCAGCGGAUGGUGAACAGUUUAGUUGUCCAGUCCUUGCAGUGCAGCAGCCAGAGCAAGGCUUUCUAGCUUCCACCCACCUAGCUGAUAGUUACCUACCUCUUUUCCCUUGCUAUCUCCUGCAGCUUCCUCUCCCCUCCCCUGCCAUUGUCUGCACUAACCCUAUUUUUCCCUGUCAUGGCCUAACAACUAUCCUACCCCUCCUGCCCAGUCAGCUGUCACCCAUCCUCCCCUUUCCUGCUAUCAACCUCCUUCCAUUACCUACCACCCACUCCUUCUGCCCAGGUAGCUGUCACUCAUCCUUCCCUGCUGUUGCCCCCCUGCAUAUCCUCCACUUCUCUCCCCUCCCCUGCUGUCACUAGCAGCCUACUCUGCCCUUCCCACCCAGCCAGCUAUCACCCACCUUCUCUUCACUUACCAUCUACUCUUUUCUUUCUUGCCAUCGCCCCUUGCCUACCCUUCAAGAGAGUUAGCAGCCAACAGGUAAUUUGGGAAAGGAUCUUGAAUACCUUUAGUGAACAGUCUAACAAACAAGCCACCUGUAAAACACGUGGACUACAAGGACAACAACAAAGCUGACUUUUAAUAUCCAUCUCAAAAACUGAGUGGACUUGUAUUUUAAACGUCUGAAUAUUUACAAUGAAUGGGCACAGUGAUGAGGAAAGCAUAAGAAACAGUGGAGAAUCAAGCCAAUCGGAUGACGAUUCUGGUUCAGCAUCAGGUUCUGGAUCUGGUUCAAGUUCUGGAAGCAGUAGCGAUGGAAGUAGCAGCCAGUCAGGUAGCAGCGACUCGGACUCUGGUUCAGAGUCAGGAAGUCAGUCAGAAUCAGAAUCAGACACAUCUAGAGAGAAGAAACAAGUUCAAGCAAAACCACCUAAAGUUGGUGGAGCUGAGUUUUGGAGAUCAAAUCCAAGUAUUUUGGCUGUACAGAGAUCAGCAAUGCUCAGGAAGCAGCAACAACAACAGCAGAAAGCAGCCUCAUCAAACAGUGGGUCAGAAGAGGAUUCUUCUAGUAGCGAAGACACUGUGGAUGAAUCAUCCAGUGAGAACAAGAGGAAAAAACAUAAAGAUGAAGACUGGCAAAUGUCAGGAUCAGGAUCUGUCUCUGGGACUGGUUCAGAUUCUGAAUCAGAGGAAGAUAGAGAGAAAAGCAGUUGUGAAGAGAGUGAAUCUGAUUAUGAGCCAAAAAAUAAAGUGAAAAGCAGGAAACCUCCAAUCAGAAUUAAGCCAAAAAGCGGGAAGAAGAAUGCAGGACAGAAAAAGAGGCAACUUGAUUCAUCUGACGAAGAUGAGGAUGAUGAUUAUGAUAAAAGAGGGUCUCGUCGCCAGGCAACAGUCAACGUUAGUUACAAAGAAGCUGAAGAAACAAAGACUGAUUCAGAUGACUUAUUGGAAGUCUGUGGAGAGGACGUCCCACAACCUGAAGAAGAUGAAUUUGAAACAAUAGAAAAGUUUAUGGAUAGUCGCAUUGGACGAAAAGGAGCCACUGGUGCUACCACCACCAUCUAUGCAGUUGAGGCAGAUGGUGAUCCAAACACAGGAUUUGAUAAAUCAAAGGAGCCUGGAGAAAUACAGUAUCUGAUUAAGUGGAAAGGCUGGUCCCAUAUCCAUAACACAUGGGAGACUGAAGAAACCUUGAAGCAGCAGAAUGUUAAAGGAAUGAAGAAACUGGACAACUACAAGAAAAAGGAUCAGGAAACAAAACGAUGGCUGAAAAAUGCUUCUCCAGAAGAUGUGGAGUAUUAUAACUGCCAGCAAGAACUUACUGAUGAUCUGCAUAAACAAUAUCAAAUAGUGGAGAGAAUAAUUGCUCAUUCAAAUCAGAAGUCAGCUGCAGGUUAUCCAGAUUAUUAUUGCAAGUGGCAAGGUCUCCCUUACUCAGAGUGCAGCUGGGAAGAUGGUGCUCUCAUUGCCAAAAAAUUUCAGCCAUGCAUUGAUGAGUAUUUUAGCAGAAAUCAAUCCAAGACUACUCCUUUUAAGGAUUGCAAGGUUUUAAAACAGAGGCCGAGAUUUGUUGCACUGAAGAAGCAACCAUCAUAUAUUGGUGGUCAUGAGGGUUUAGAAUUAAGAGACUACCAGUUAAAUGGACUAAACUGGCUUGCUCACUCCUGGUGCAAAGGGAACAGUUGUAUUCUUGCAGAUGAAAUGGGUCUGGGUAAAACAAUACAAACUAUUUCUUUUCUGAACUACCUGUUUCAUGAACAUCAGUUAUAUGGACCUUUCUUGCUGGUAGUGCCACUUUCUACUUUGACAUCUUGGCAAAGAGAAAUUCAGACAUGGGCUUCUCAGAUGAAUGCUGUGGUUUAUUUAGGAGAUAUCAAUAGUAGAAACAUGAUACGAACUCAUGAAUGGAUGCAUCCACAGACUAAGAGGUUAAAAUUUAAUAUCCUUUUGACAACUUAUGAAAUUUUGCUAAAGGAUAAGUCUUUUCUUGGCGGUCUAAAUUGGGCAUUUAUAGGAGUGGAUGAAGCUCAUCGUUUAAAAAAUGAUGAUUCCCUUCUGUAUAAGACGUUAAUAGACUUUAAGUCGAACCAUCGUCUUCUUAUCACUGGAACUCCUCUUCAGAAUUCCCUCAAAGAGCUCUGGUCUUUGUUGCACUUCAUCAUGCCAGAAAAGUUUUCUUCCUGGGAAGAUUUUGAAGAGGAGCAUGGUAAAGGGAGAGAAUUUGGCUAUGCAAGUCUUCACAAAGAACUUGAGCCAUUUCUGUUACGAAGGGUUAAGAAAGAUGUAGAAAAAUCUUUACCUGCCAAGGUUGAACAGAUUUUGAGAAUGGAGAUGAGUGCAUUGCAGAAGCAAUAUUACAAGUGGAUUUUAACCAGGAAUUACAAAGCCCUCAGUAAAGGUUCAAAGGGCAGUACCUCAGGCUUUUUGAACAUCAUGAUGGAACUUAAGAAGUGUUGUAACCAUUGCUACCUCAUUAAACCACCAGAUGAUAAUGAAUUCUAUAAUAAACAAGAGGCCUUACAGCAUUUAAUCCGUAGUAGCGGGAAAUUAAUCCUUCUUGAUAAGCUACUGAUUCGCCUACGGGAGCGUGGCAACAGAGUUCUUAUUUUCUCUCAGAUGGUGAGGAUGCUGGACAUCCUAGCAGAAUAUUUGAAGUAUCGUCAGUUUCCUUUUCAGAGAUUAGAUGGAUCAAUAAAAGGGGAAUUGAGGAAGCAAGCACUGGAUCAUUUUAAUGCAGAAGGCUCAGAGGAUUUUUGCUUUUUACUGUCUACAAGAGCUGGAGGUCUAGGUAUAAACUUGGCAUCUGCUGACACAGUAGUUAUAUUUGAUUCUGACUGGAACCCCCAGAAUGAUCUGCAGGCACAGGCUAGAGCUCAUAGAAUUGGCCAAAAGAAACAGGUUAAUAUUUAUCGACUAGUCACAAAGGGAUCUGUAGAGGAGGAUAUUCUUGAAAGAGCGAAAAAGAAGAUGGUGUUAGAUCAUUUAGUAAUUCAGAGAAUGGACACUACAGGGAAGACUGUACUUCACACAGGUUCCACUCCUUCAAGCUCUACUCCUUUUAAUAAGGAAGAAUUGUCAGCAAUUUUAAAGUUUGGUGCUGAAGAACUUUUUAAGGAACCUGAAGGAGAAGAGCAGGAACCGCAGGAAAUGGAUAUAGAUGAAAUCUUGAAGAGGGCUGAAACACGAGAAAAUGAGCCAGGCCCAUUAACAGUAGGGGAUGAGUUGCUUUCCCAGUUUAAGGUGGCCAAUUUUUCAAAUAUGGAUGAAGAUGACAUUGAGUUGGAGCCUGAACGAAAUUCAAGGAACUGGGAAGAAAUCAUUCCAGAGCUCCAAAGGCGAAGAUUAGAAGAGGAAGAAAGACAGAAGGAGCUUGAAGAAAUUUAUAUGCUUCCAAGAAUGCGAAACUGUGCAAAACAGAUCAGCUUUAAUGGAAGUGAAGGGAGGCGUAGUAGGAACAGAAGAUACUCUGGUUCUGAUAGUGAUUCUAUCUCUGAGAGAAAACGACCAAAAAAACGAGGACGACCACGUACUAUUCCACGAGAGAAUAUUAAAGGAUUUAGUGAUGCAGAGAUUAGGCGGUUUAUCAAGAGUUACAAGAAAUUUGGUGGGCCUCUGGAAAGGUUAGAUGCUAUAGCUAGAGAUGCUGAAUUAGUUGAUAAAUCUGAGACAGACCUUAGGCGACUGGGGGAGCUCGUACACAGUGGAUGCAUUAAGGCUUUAAAGGACAAUUCCUCUGGACAAGAAAGAGCAGGGGGCAGACUUGGAAAAGUUAAAGGCCCAACAUUCCGAAUUUCAGGAGUACAAGUGAAUGCAAAGCUAGUCAUCUCUCAUGAGGAAGAGUUAGCACCAUUGCACAAAUCUAUUCCUUCUGAUCCAGAAGAGAGAAAACGAUAUGCCAUUCCAUGCCACACUAAGGCAGCUCAUUUUGAUAUAGAUUGGGGCAAAGAUGACGACUCCAAUCUUUUAAUAGGCAUCUAUGAAUAUGGGUAUGGAAGUUGGGAAAUGAUAAAAAUGGAUCCUGACCUCAGCUUGACACACAAGAUUCUACCAGAUGAUCCAGAUAAGAAACCCCAGGCCAAGCAAUUACAGACCCGUGCAGACUACCUCAUUAAAUUACUCAAUAAAGAUCUUGCAAGGAAGGAAGCACAAAGACUUUCUGGUGCAGGAAACUCAAAGAGGAGGAAGACAAGAGCGAAGAAGAAUAAAGUGGUAAAACUUGCAAAAGUUAAAGAGGAGAUAAAAAGUGAUUCUUCUCCACUACCCUCAGAAAAAUCUGAUGAAGAGGAAGAGGAAGAUAACAAGGAUGAGAUCACUUCAGUGAGACAUCAAAAUAAAAAAAUAAAAGCAGAAAAAGAAAAUGACGAGAAAUCCGAGCCAGAUGCUGGUAUAAAGAAGGAGGCUGACGAAAAAAGAGAAACAAAAGAAAAGGAAAAUAAGAGGGAGCUGAAAAGGGAGAAAAAGGAAAAAGAGGAUAAGAAAGAAUUAAAGGAAAAAGAUACGAAAGAAAAGAGAGAAAGCAAAGUAAAGGAGUCUACACAGAAAGACAAAGAAGCAAAGGAAGAGAAGACAAGUGAAGUUAAAUCUGACAACAAAGAAAAAACCAAGAAAGCUACACCAGCAGAUACUCCAGUUCACAUUACUGCAAGUAGUGAGCCAGUUCCUAUAUCUGAAGAAUCUGAAGAAUUGGAUCAGAAGACAUUCAGUGUAUGCAAAGAAAGAAUGAGGCCUGUCAAAGCAGCACUGAAACAGCUGGAUAGACCAGAAAAAGGUCUUUCAGAAAGGGAACAGCUGGAACAUACUAGACAAUGUCUGAUCAAAAUUGGAGAUCACAUCACUGAAUGUCUAAAAGAGUACACAAAUCCUGAACAAAUUAAGCAGUGGAGGAAAAAUUUGUGGAUAUUUGUUUCAAAGUUUACAGAAUUUGAUGCCAGAAAGCUGCACAAACUAUAUAAACAUGCAAUCAAAAAACGCCAGGAAUCUCAGCAGCACAAUGACCAGAACAUCAGCAGCAAUGUGAACACACAUGUGAUUAGAAAUCCAGCAGAUGUGGAAAGACUGAAAGAGAAUACAAACCAUGAUGACAGUAGCAGGGACAGUUAUUCUUCUGACAGACAUUUGUCACAAUACCACGAACAUCACAAAGACAGACAUCAAGUAGAUGCUUACAAAAAAAGCGACUCUAGGAAAAGGCCUUAUUCUGCCUUCAGCAAUGGAAAAGACCACAGGGACUGGGAUCACUACAAACAGGACAAUAGAUACUACAGCGAUAGCAAACAUAGAAAGCUAGAUGACCACAGGAGUAGAGAUCACAGGUCAAGCCUUGAAGGAAAUUUAAAAGACAGUCGGUCUCAUUCAGACCACCGUUCCCAUUCCGAUCAUCGGAUACACUCAGAUCAUCGAUCCAGUUCAGAAUACAGUCAUCAUAAAUCUUCCAGGGACUAUAGGUACCACUCAGACUGGCAAAUGGACCAUAGAGCUUCCAGUAGUGGCCCUAGGUCACCACUAGAUCAGAGGUCUCCUUAUGGCUCAAGGUCUCCCUUAGGACACAGAUCUCCAUUUGAACACUCAGCAGAUCACAAAAGUACACCGGAACAUACAUGGAGUAUCCGAAAAACAUAACAAAGACUAACAUUUCUGGACCUUCUUUUAGCCAUAUACAGAAAACUAACACAGUAAUUGCCUUACAUGACUUGAAAGACGUGGACUGGAUAUUCUAUCAGUAGCAGUAUUGUUACUUCUUUCCAGGAUGCAAGGUCUAUUAUCCCAACAGAAGAAAAAAUAUUUUUGUAUUUAAAGUUUAUGCUGCACUGUGCUGCAAAUGUUGUGGCACUUUUUUUAAGAAAUGGAAGAUGUUUACUUUUACAGGGACCUCAACACUGCCCCAUUCAGACUGGAUCUUAUGAAACUCUUCAUGUCAAAGUGCUUUUAGGCUGAAUACAGUUUAAAUUAUGUUUGUAAAUGAACUUUUACACACUGACCUGUGAUCGUGUUUCAGGAAGGAAUGAGGCAUUUGAGUUUUAUUUUGUUUUAUUUUUCUUAGUAAGGAACUCUCAAGGACCUUGUUCACUUUCCAAAGCUACUUGUUUACAUUGUACACUGCGACCACCUUGCCGCUUUUCAUCACAAGCUUGAAUAUUUAAAUUCUGUACCUAGAACUGUAAAAAAGCCAGGAUUUUUUCCUGUUGGUGAUCAGUUGUAAUGCCUUUUUACAAAAGAAGCUGUAAAUUAUUGUAAAUUAAUUAAAUGAGCUUUUUCCCCUCUCAGGCUUUUUUUGACUGUUCCUUUCCCCAUCAACUCAGGCCGUCUUGUCACAAAUAGGAAACAAAAUCAGUGUAUUACACUUUUGAAUGAAGUAUCUUGACAGAAUCACUGUUCAGAAUGUAAAAUUGGGGAAAAGGAAAACUUCAGUUUUAGUGCUCCUUUUUUUUUAUUGGAUGCUGUGUGCGAUACAUGUUUUGUUUUUUUAAUAAACUGUCCGUGUUGUGAUUGUUGUAAUGAAAUGGUGAGAAAUAUACAACUGAUUUGGGCUCUGAAUAAAACAUUUUUAGAUGUAUUUGUUUUAAAAGGAGAAGAGUUUAAUACAUGAAACCUUCCAAAUACAUAUCAGCCAAAAUUUAUUGUAAAUCCAUUUGUUUUCCCUUUCAGUAUAGGCAAUAAUGUCAAAUGUGCUAUGCAGCCAGUUAAUAUUUUAGAAGAGUUGAGUGACUUUAUUAAUAGAAAUUGUUACAAUGCACACUGAUUGUAAAUAGAUAACUUCUAUCUGA